Molecule: messenger RNA, 1932 nt
Organism: Aureobasidium pullulans EXF-150
Lineage: Eukaryota; Fungi; Ascomycota; Dothideomycetes; Dothideales; Saccotheciaceae
Exons: 4
Coding region: 1-1932 (643 amino acids)
Molecular function (GO): catalytic activity
Source: RefSeq, a predicted model, not a curated record
AUGUCUCUACAUGAAAAGGUCGAAGGCCUCUGUCGCAAUCCUCACAGUGUCUCGCAAGCGCUUGCUGAAGACCCCUCACUGUCACCUGGUGAAGCUGCAAAGAAGCUCUAUCAUCCCGACAACAUCUCCAUCAGCGAGGGUCAUGUACCUUCAAAGAGAAAUCCUGCAACUGAGGAUGAGCUGGAACGCGCAUUGCAAUGUGGAAGGUUCACCACUCAGCCCAGUGAACUGUUUCUACGAGUGUUUCAUGACAGUCUGAUGCCGCUGGAACAUGACCCACUCAUGGGUUGCUGCAGCCCUUCAUUGGUUGGUUCAACAGGAACCUGUCCAUUGACGAUUAUCUCAGGUCUGCCUGAUAUUUGCAGACAUAUGUCCAACCUGAUUGCAAGAGCAGAUAAGGAGGUUCUGCUUGCGACAAACUACUGGAUGGACUCGGACGCUUCACGACUAAUCACAGAUGGUCUCAAAGAGCUUUCAAGGCGUGCUGGUGAGAGGGGCGUACGUGCUGUCGUCAAGAUCAUGUACGAUCGCGGAAAUGUCAAGCAGGUUCUUGACAACCAUCAGACGGUGUCUGAGGAAGAAUAUACUGGCAAGAACAUUCGUCUGCCGUCAACAAAGGAGGCACCCAACCUUGAUAUGCAGGUCUUGAACUACCACCGACCUAUGUUGGGCACUUUCCAUUCCAAAUUCAUGGUUGUGGACCGGAAAAUUGGCAUUGUCAGCUCAAACAACAUCCAAGACAACUCCAAUAUGGAAAUGAUGUGUCAUGUCGAAGGUCCGAUCGUUGACUCUCUUUACGACUCUUUCUUGAUCUCCUGGCACAACGAGCUCGACCCUCCUCUACCCUCUCGUAAUACACCCGCUGUUCAGGGAGGCUUGCCAACAUUCGAGCAAGCUUCGUUCCAGGGUCUCUUUGACCCAAACGGCAACCUCAAUGUUCCAGAAUAUGGCAACAGUCGUUCUUUACAGGAGGUUGCAGAAGCCGGCAAGCGGACAGAGUUGCCUCUUCACGCUCCUGGCGAUCCACACUACGAUGUAGACAUUGCAGGCGAAGUUACACGCAUGCAAUCUGUCAUGUCGCCACGUGAUGGCGAGACUGGCCCUGCCGUCGCAGCUCGCCAUCUAAAUCGCGGCAGACAUCUAGAUCUCAAGCCGACCAUUGAAGGCAAUUAUGCUCCAGGCGAGGAGAUGACACCGUAUAUCCCACACAGAGUGCACGACCUUGUACCAAUGGCUCUCGUCAAUCGCAAGCCAUACGGAGCUACAAACCACAACGGCGUCUUCAUGCCACAAAACGAAGCCUGGCUCUCCGCAGUUCGCAACGCAACGACAUCUGUCUUCAUCCAGACCCCCGAUCUUAAUGCUGCACCACUCCUUCCCGAACUUCUCGCCGCCGUCCGCCGUGGUGUAGACGUAACGUACUACGUCUGUCUCGGCUACAACGAUGCAGGCGAGCUUCUCCCCUUCCAAGGUGGCCACAACGAAGGUGUAGCAAACAAACUCUACACCUCUCUCACAGCCGAAGAGUCUGCCGCAAGGAGUAGACUGCACAUCCACUACUACACAGCCAAAGACCAAGUCGCACCUAUCCACGACAGCUUCAAGCAACGUUCCUGCCACGUAAAACUCAUGAUCGUCGACUCACAUCUCGGUAUCAUGGGUAAUGGAAACCAAGACACACAAUCCUGGUACCACAGCCAAGAAGUAAACAUCAUGAUUGACUCAGCCGAAAUCGUCACCAAAUGGCGCGAAGGUAUCGAAAGAAAUCAAAACACUGGAAAAUUGGGCAGAUCGAGCAAUGAAGACGGCAUCUGGAGAGACGCGCAGGGCAACCAAGCAAAAGGAGCCAUCGGCGUUGAUGCUGGCAAAUUCAGCUGGGCAAAGGGUGUCGUGGGUGCUGUACAGAGGGUCAGAGGCGCUGGCGGAUUCUAG